Heterostelium album PN500 is the source of this 2019-nucleotide messenger RNA. RefSeq lists its product as uncharacterized. The transcript is spliced from 9 exons. Gene Ontology annotation, molecular function: phosphatase binding. Lineage: Eukaryota; Evosea; Eumycetozoa; Acytosteliales; Acytosteliaceae. Gene Ontology annotation, biological process: ubiquitin-dependent protein catabolic process. Gene Ontology annotation, cellular component: Cul4A-RING E3 ubiquitin ligase complex. The record is from RefSeq and is a predicted model, not a curated record. The coding region runs from base 1 to 2019 and encodes 672 amino acids.
AUGAAUAAUAAGAAUGAACUCAAUGAUCGUCUCUUUUUAUGUGAGAUUGCAAGAUCCACAAAGUCUAUCAGUAGACGUCUGGAUUCACCGGUCUUGCUAGAGGGUUUCUCAAACAAGACAAAAAAGAUAAUGGAUCUACUUAUUAAGCUAAGAAAAUAUUAUAUUAUAAAACAUAUAUUAAUGAUAAAGACUUUGUUGGAAGAUCUUAGAGUGUUAUUGUUAAUCAAUGAAAAGAUGUCAUUUGAAUUGGUUUCACUGCAUGGUCAUUUCUUGAUAGUCGAUAUAUUGCUUGAUAUCAAAUCGCUAAAGAGUGGCGCUGACAAGGACAACGGUGAAACCACUACAAUCAAACGUGAAGAUAAGAAUAUCAUUGAUAUUCUCUCGAGAUUGUAUGCGAUCAUCAACGAGGUAUCGUCGAUACCACACAUACACGAAUGGAUCAUCAACAACGAUGAGUUGAUGAACAACCUCUUCCAUUCAUUACAUGCAAUCGAACCAUUGGAUUCUGCAAUUGCAAGUAUUAAUGAAAUAUUAUUAUAUAAUCAAACACAAUAUGUAUACGAUUUAAGAAAGAUUAAGAAUAUCUACAAGUUGAUAUCAGAGCUAUCGAGUGUUAGACUAUUCAUAUUCUUAAAGAUCAUAUCGACUUGUAUCUAUAUUCCCGAUCCAUACGAUGCACCUACCAUUCAACAAUCCAUUCAACUCAGAAACAAUAUAAAUACAUUAUAUAAUACAAAUCAAUCAUUAGUAUUAAAUUCACCAUGUUUAUUAGAGAAGCUUUGUAUAUUAUUAAGAAAAUCAACGGAAAAUGAUUGGGUAUCACCAUCGCUACGAAAAGGUGCAGGUAUCUCUACGAAUCAAGACGAUUGGAAUCAAUUGGAUAGAGUGACACGAAUUAGUUUCACCAACGACCAGCUGCUACAGAUUAUUGAGAGUUUGAAUCUCGAAAUGCAAAUGGGCGACCAAGAGGAUCCCUAUCAAUUCCUCAGUGAUUAUUCAAAGUCAUCGUAUCAAUCCGAUCUACUUCUCACUCUCUACGGACUUGCAAACGGUCCGCGUAAGAUCCAAGUACUAUCGGCACUGGAAAGAUUCGGAUUCAUAAAGAUACUACAUACAAUUAUAACAACCAUAGAUUGGACUAAAUCUGAAUUCAAUGAAGAUAAUGAUGCAUUAAGAGUUAAUCCACAUUAUAUUAAAAAAAUACAGUUACUGCGGUUCGUUUAUCUUUAUUUCGAUGUAGAGACCAUUGCCAAUCUAAAUGGUUGUCUAAUCAUUUCACAACACGAGAGAAAUGUCAUCAAUGGACUGGAGCAACCAAAAGAAGGUGAAAUAUAUUGGAUUCAAACACUUUAUGAUUCUUUUUUGAAAUGUGGAUUUAUUGAAAAAGAAAGAACUUUCUUAACUUGUUGUAUACAAUCAUCUUUUAGAGUACCAAAUUGUAAUGUUGCACCAUAUCUUGCAAAGCAAGGAUUGCUCAAUUCUUUAUUCAGAGAGCUCCUCUCUGGCAAAACUAUGUUCUAUCAAAUGAAUUUCGAUAUAUUGGGAGAGUUACUCAAGAACGACCGACAUCUUUAUCGUACACUCAAUCAAAUAUGCAUAGACGAACCAGAGUCAUUUUCGAUUCUUCGAAACAUCAUACUUUUAAAUAUUAUAGAUGCCAAUGUUUUUAUUAGAGCGAUUCUACUCUCUCAUUUUAAUUUAAAGAAGAAUAAUCUAUUGGAUACUAAUGUAGAUUAUGUAUUAUUUAAUUUUGUUUAUUAUGAAAAGAGACCUGAAAUCUUGGAGAAAGAAGGCCAUUUCGAUGAAUCAUUAGCAAUUCUAGAGGAAAUAGAUAAAAAAACACAUGAUUUUAUUGAUAGAACGUUGGAACUUUAUUCAGUUUGGAAAGAUUUCUACAAUUUGAAUUCGAGGGAUGCAUUCAGCAUUGAAUUCUCUUCAAAGUUUUCAUUCAAUGAAUUCAAUGAGAUUGUAGAGUUUUUGACAGUCACCUAUGGCAACACAAAUAAAACAAUACAAUAA